AUAAAGUCAUGCAAGCUAUAAAGACGCUUUGGUUUUAUUGAUUGUGCGCGUCGGGGCAAACUGUUAUAAUAUGUAAUAUUAUGUACAUAUUUCUAUAUUAUGUAAUGAAGGAUUAUUUAUUAAACAACCCACACGGACGCACCCCAAACUUUUAAAAGCUGAGCGUCUCCCUGUCGCAGCAAUGGGGUUGGAUUUCGACCCUUCAGCGUAUUUGAAAAGUUUGAAGCAUACCAAGGCAAAGGCGCCAUUUAAAUGCCCUGUUGACUCGUGUGACAAGGCGUACAGAAGUAUAAUCGGCAUAGAACACCAUUUGACUAAAUUUCACACGAGAAAUCACCAGCCGCAAGCAGAUACCCCUAAAACUAUUGGCACUCCAGCAGUCAUGAAUAGCAGUCGCAAAAAGAACCGGGCAUCAACCCAUAACAAGCAGUCCUCUGCAAAUAAAGGCAAAAGUUCUGCUCCUGAGGGGCUGACUUACGCUGAAGCCCAGAGAAUGGUUGAAUUUGACACUGGUAAUGGCAAGUCUCAGCGCUUAAGUAUCUUCGAACCAAUUGAAGUUGUCUCACUGGAAAGCUACCAAGCCACAGUACCUCCAGGUGGCAGUCUCGAUGACAUCUUGGCCCCAGUGGAACCCGGUCGUAGAACUCAGUACCAACCAGAAACAGCUGAGCCAUUCACCCCAAUUAGAGGAGUAACCUCUGUACCCAUCAGCAAACUUCCUGAGCCUAGCUUUAGAAUACUUGAAGAUUACAAAAUCCCAGAUGCCGCUCCGCUUCCAAAUUCAUACAUUCGUUUUAUUGAAAAAUCGCCUGAUGAACUGGACGCGGAAGUUGAGUAUGACGCAGAUGAGGAGGACGGAGCGUGGCUGAGUUUCAUGAACGACAAACGUAAAACAGAGAACCUUGCACCGGUCAGCAUUGAGCAGUUUGAGCUGCUGAUGGACCGAUUGGAGAAAGAGUCCUACUUCCAAAUGUCCACCAGUGGACAAGAGGCGGCUCUGAUAGACGACGACGCCGUCUGCUGCAUCUGCAUGGAUGGAGAGUGUCAAAACUCCAAUGUGAUUCUAUUCUGCGACAUGUGCAACCUGGCUGUGCACCAGGAUUGCUACGGCGUCCCAUACAUACCUGAAGGGCAGUGGUUGUGUCGCCGCUGUCUGCAGAGCCCUUCCAGAGCGGUAGAGUGCGUUCUCUGCCCCAACCAGGGCGGCGCCUUCAAGCAGACGGACAAUAACAACUGGGCCCACGUCGUCUGUGCUCUCUGGAUUCCUGAGGUCAGGUUCGCCAAUACUGUCUUCUUGGAACCGAUAGACUCGAUAGAGACCAUCCCACCUGCUCGCUGGAAGCUCACUUGCUAUAUUUGCAAACAGAGAGGGGUUGGCGCUUGCAUCCAGUGCCACAAAAACAACUGUUAUUCAGCGUUUCAUGUUACCUGUGCUCAGCAAGCUGGUCUUCACAUGAAAAUGGACACAGUGCGAGAUGAUGGUGCGACCACUGGCGAGCCUUCUGUACUGGUUCAAAAAAUUGCCUAUUGCGACACUCAUACUCCUGCAGACGCUGAAACGCGUCCAAGGUUAAACAGGAAAGAGAAAACUUUUGACUUCAAAGAAGACGCCAGGGAAAAAAUGAAACAAGCUCGGAAAUUGCUUGCCAAGAAGAGGACUUCUGUCCCCAUAAUAUCAAUCCCAACCAUUCCUGCAGAAAAGAUUCAAGAAAUUGCUUCUCUCAUCACGGUGGUGCGCCGAAAUCAGUUUAUCCAGCGACUCAUUGCCUACUGGACGCUGAAAAGGCAGUAUCGGAACGGCGUACCGCUUCUACGACGUCUCCAAACAUCCAACUCAUCUCAUCCAUCAAGAAAAAUGGAAUCAGCCUCUGCCCCUGACCAAGAAGCGAUCACACGCAAAUCAACAAAAAAGACUAGCAUGAAGAAAGAUAUUGAAAAUCAGGAGCGGUCGUUGGCGGAACAACUCAAGUACUGGCAGCAUCUCCGCCAGGACUUAGAGAGAGCUCGACUCCUCUGUGAGUUGGUCAGGAAAAGAGAGAAAGUCAAGAAAGAGUUGGUGAAAAUCACUGAGCAAUGCGUGAUGCUUGAUCUGCUGCCGAUGGCACAUUUCUUGGGAAAAGUGCUAGACCAACUAAUUAGUAAAGAUCAAGGAGAAAUUUUCAAAGAACCAGUCGACAUCAAUGAGGUGCCUGACUACACUACAGUCGUGAAAAAUCCAAUGGAUUUUUCAACCAUGCGACAAAAGCUGGACGACCAGGUUUACAACAAUCUUGAUGAACUCGAGAAGGACUUCAACUUGAUGCUGUUUAACUGCAUGGCGUACAACUCCAAGGACACAGUAUUUUAUCGCGCCGCAGUGAAAAUGAGAGACAUGGGUGGAGCAAUCUUGCGUCAGGCCCGACGUGACCAAGCGGCCAUAGGAUUUGACACGAAAACCGGUCUUUUGUUGAAAGAGAAACCAAGCACCAAAGGAAAAAACACGACCAAUGAGCAAACUGCUGCCGAAAUCGAUGAAUUCCUCCAAGACGAGUCACGCAAGUCUCUGCCUUUGAGUGAACAACUAACCAAAUUGUUGAACGUAUUGGAUGUGGCCCAAGGCCUAAGGCAUGGCAUGACAAGAGCCAAAAGAACAAGAUCCGUCAAGAUUGAAAUUGCUUCAGUGAGAAGAAAGAUCGCUAUGGAGCAAAGUGGAACGCCAGCAAGAAGGAAGUCCAAUGCAAAAUCACAAUCGUCUAAGAAAGAUGAUGAUUCUGAAGGUGAUAAGUCAAACAGUUCCAAUGAUGAGGGCUCGUCUGAAAAAUCAUCCAGUCAAUCAGAAGAUUCUGAUGGAGACAAAAAUGUGAGAAAUCUGGAAGAGGAAGAAGCUGGCGAAUCUACAUACAAAACCCGAAGAAGGAACAGCGUUGAAAAAACCGCCACCAGGCCAAUGAGGAGCGUGCGCAAUAAAACUCCACCAGCAGCUCCAAAGAGGCGAGAAUCAACCGCGUCGGUCAGCGCCUCGGAAACCAAAAGAGUAGCCAGGAAAAGGUCUCCAAGCAAGCGUCUUGAAGAUGCACCACCGUCUCCCAAAAGGCGGGCCAGUCAGGAUGUGGGAAAGGAGGCUAACAAGGAGACUGUUAAAGAGCCUUUAGCAGAGGUCCAGACAGCCACGCCAGUCAAGAAGACGACAAUCUCGCCGCUCCCCUCCACCUCUCCUCAGACGGGCUCUCCUUCUGGUGUUAACAGGAGGACUGCAGUCUUGUUCACCAGAAAAGCGGCUGCUGCCGCGUUUAGGAAACCUGAGGCUCCACCAACCACUACAAAGCGACGAGUAGGAAGACCAAGAAAGAAUCUGGACUCCUCAUUGGGCGUGACUGGAAGCUCAUCCAAGAUGUCAAGUGGUGAUGACCCUAUUCUGGAGGCAAAGAAUGUCCCCAGCAGUGAGAGCUUUAGAGUGUACCGAUCUGGUGGAGACAUUCCCGCUGGGUCUGAUGAGAGUGAAAACGAUUCGGAAGGCAGCAGCAGUGCUGUUGACGACAGCUCCUCAAGCAGCGAUGAUGACGCUUCUUCUCAGCAGGAUGGGGACUCGGACAGCGAUGAUAGCCAGAGCAGCAACGAUGCAGCUUCCAAUGAGAAGGAGGCAGCUUCAGACGAGACUUCUGAUGAUGAAGCUAUGUCAAGAGGAGACGGCAACCUAGAGCCACUUGAUUUGGUUUGGGCGAAAUGCCGAGGCUAUCCAUGGUACCCUGCCUUGAUUAUUGACCCUGACAUGCCAAAAUCUGGCAUUAUCCACAAAGGUAUGCCAAUUCCUGCCCCUCCUUCAGACGUGUUGGCUUUGGCGUCAAAUUAUACAGACACAGUUUACCUGGUUUUGUUCUUUGAUACAAAGAGAACAUGGCAAUGGCUGCCCAGAAAUAAGAUUGACCAGUUUUUGGGUAGAGCAGAUCAGGACCAAGAAAGAUUGUUUGAGUCCAAGAAGCCUGCCGAACGGAAAGCAGUGAAGAAAGCAUAUCAAGAGGCGAUACUCUUCAAGCAAGUAACUGGUCAGCUGCAGAAGAACCUAGAGCAACGAAAGAAAAAAGAAAGCAAAGAUGAUGCUGACUCUUCCAAUUCUGAUAGUUUAGCUGAAGAGGAUUAAUGUUUUAAUUUGUCAUGGACUUGAAUUUACCCCUCUCCCUACGCAAUUUUAACUACCUGAAACUUUGCUUUAAUUUGACUAAACAGUGUGGAAGACAGGGUUAACAACCUGAGAUGUGUUGGAUUGGCUUAAUUUGCCAUGGAUUGUUAGAGCAGAGCUUAAGCUCUUUGAUUCUGGUGGCAGAGGUGAAAUCUGAUCAUAAUUUUAUGAGUCUCUUUAUUUGUUAAAAUGGGCUUGAUUUAUGUUCUACUUCAUAGUUAUCUAUUAUUCACUGUAUUUUCUGUUCCAUAUUAUUCAACUACAAGUUUUUCAUAUAUUUUUGCACACUUAAUUUUAUGUACAUUCAACUAUGCCGCAUUAUGUUAUGGAAGCUGUGAAAUAAAUUUUCAAGUUAUACCAGCUUGUGCUCAGA
This is a messenger RNA of Cloeon dipterum, 4529 nucleotides long. It is a transcript of the gene Br140, whose product is annotated as bromodomain-containing protein 140. Gene Ontology annotation, biological process: regulation of transcription by RNA polymerase II. Gene Ontology annotation, molecular function: protein binding. Lineage: Eukaryota; Metazoa; Arthropoda; Insecta; Ephemeroptera; Baetidae. Gene Ontology annotation, cellular component: MOZ/MORF histone acetyltransferase complex. The transcript has 21 exons. The coding region runs from base 182 to 4117 and encodes 1311 amino acids. The record is from RefSeq and is a predicted model, not a curated record.